AUGAAGCCGGUCGUGCAAAGGCGGCGAUCCGCCUCAGCCAUCAGCAAAGCUCUCAGCAAGACCAAAUCCAGCAGGGAACUUGUUUUUCCCUUUUCCUAUCCUGACAAUGGCUUACUUGCUGGGGCCUUUGGCAGCCCAAACUCCACGUUUCUCCUGGAUGAGCGUGCACAGCUGACUGUGGGCCUGCAGACGCAAGAGCGCCAUUUGUUCCUCUUCAGUGACAGACUAAUUGUGGCUAAGUCUAAGUCUUCCUCCAGCUUGAAAAUGAAGAAGCAGGUACGGCUGAGCGAAGUGUGGGUAGGCUCCUGCCUCAGUGAAGUAUCGGAGAAAAAGAUGAGCCCUGAGAACUCAUUUGUUCUUGGCUGGCCCACCAACAACUUCAUUGUCACUUACAGCUCGCCUGAAGUGAAAGAAAGAUGGCUGUCAACGCUGCUGUGGCAUAUUAAUGAAAUGAAGCAGAAUGAACGUCCCAAAAGUUUCCCCAUGCAGAUUCUGUUGAUGGAUGGCGACAAUAGCUCAUCUAACACCACGAUAAGUGUAUCCAACACAGAGACAGCAGACAGCAUCAUCAAGAAAACAACACAAAACCUGGGACUUCUGGGCCGACCAAGUGACUAUCACCUCUGGGUCAUAUCAGGAAGGGAUGACCCUGCAUACCCUCUUAUUGGUCAUGAGCGUCCCUUCAGCAUUAUUCUUGGCUGCCUCGGAGACUCUCUAGACCAACUCCAGGGAACCAACAAUAACACGCAGCUGUCUGAUGAAAACGAAACUUCCCUCCUGGACCAGCUCCCCAGGGACAGGCAAUGUCAGUUCAUCCUAAAACCCAAGCCCCACGCUCCAGUGCAUCUACAAAGAGAAACUUUCCAGAAACUCACCAAGAGGAAGAAAUCUUUGAUUGAUUGGGCUCUCCGCCGAAGUACCAGCACCCCAACAGGCAGCCCAGCAUCACAGUCCCCAACCACCCCACGGAAACUCUUUGGUCUGUCCUUAACAUCUGUUUGUCCUGAUGGAAGCCUCCCCAAGCCAAUCAUGGAUAUUCUACAACUCCUCUACCAGGAAGGUCCUUCUACGAGGGGCAUCUUCAGGCGCUCAGCAAACGCCAAGAUAUGCAAAGAGCUAAAAGAGAAACUCAACUCCGGAGACGAAGUGCGAGUGGAUCGUGAAUCUGUCUUUGUUGCAGCCGCCGUCAUCACGGAUUUUCUGCGAAAUAUACCUGAUAGUGUUCUAUCCUCAGAAAUGCACAAUCUAUGGAUGGAAGCCAUGGAUAAAGAGACCCGAGCACAUAAGAUUGAAGCAGUCAGAAGUUUAGUGAAUCAGCUCCCAGAAGCGAACCUUAUUCUGCUCAGACACCUCUUUGGAGUCCUCCAUCACAUUGAGCAGAAUUCCAUGGAGAAUCAGAUGAAUGCUUUUAACCUGGCCCUCUGUAUCGCCCCCAAUAUGCUCUGGCUUCCCAGCCCAACUGGGCCCGAGGAGGAAAGCAAGUCUACAAAAAAGGUGGCCAUGUUGGUGCAAUUCCUGAUUGAAAACUCUGCUGAGAUUUUUGGAGGAGAUGUUGCUUUGCUGUUUCGAAGACCAGAGAAAGGGAAGUUGGGAAGCUUGGACAACUUACUGGCUCAGCACAAUGAUUCUUCAGAUGAGAUGGAAUAUGCCACUUCCUACCAGGAAACGUCAAGACAGCAUUAUGUGGUAGAAACAGAGGAUGGUGUAUUCGCCCCGCCAGGUGGGUUCCAGCUCAAUGAGAAGCAAGAAGAUUGGGACUUGUUCAGCGAGAUCACCGCUUGCUACCAAAGCAAAGCCCAGAAGAAUGCCAGUGCUGACAGCUACGACCUCCUAGAGGAAGAGGCCUCCUUCUGCUCCACGGGCUCAGUCUGCUCACUGAGCCCUGCGAGGAAUAGGUGCUCCUCGGAACCCAGCGUCUGCUUGAGCUCUCAGCUCCAGACCCGAGACCAUGAGCCGGUGGCCCGGCAGUCCAGCUGUGACGCCACCCUCAUGCAUAGCCAGGGAGACUGCAUCCGCAGGCUCCAGCAGCUGCAGCUGGAGAGUCAGAAGCUCAUUAAUGAAGGCCUGAGCCCUGGACUGAGCAGAGCAAGGCAGGGAUUCUGGAGGCGAUCCCCUGCUCCGAGUGGCAGCUUGGCAAGAAGCUUCGGCCUGCAGAAGUCAAGCCUGUCCAACAGGUCUAGCUUCUCCAGCCUGUCCUCGGUCACCACGUCCCCCUCAGCCUCCUCCCUCAGCUCUUUAGACAGCGCAUUCUCAUACUGCUCCGAAUCGUCUGCCUUCAGCCCUACGGAUGUCUCCCCCCUGCCAUUCAUGUUUGGCACUUCUGCCAGACUCCAUGCCUUGUCCCCAAAUGUGGCAAAGAAGUCCUCAAAAGAGUGGCAUAAGCCUUUGACCUCACCUCUGCCCCUGAAUCCUUACAAUGUGGAAUUGUGCACUGAGAAUAGGGGGCAAGACCUGGACAGCAUCCACGGCCAAGGGCAGGCCAAGGGAUUUGUGCCCCUUGAUGCUUUGGAAAGCCCCCAUAGCGAGAGCAGCUGGGAAGAAGGUGAGAGAGAGGUGAGGAAGGUAGGGGCUCUCCCUCAAGCCCUCGCGAGCCACCGGUCUGUAGCGUCCGGUCCCAGCCCCCCUGCCCUUAACCUGAAGAGCAUUCCUCUGGUGACUCAGCAAGUGCAGAGGGAGAAGUCAGUGAAGCACAUAGAGAUAAAGGGCCUGGAAGCUGCCCCUCGUGGUCAAGAAAGACUGAAACGCACCAAGAUAACAGUGUACAUGGCCCCAAAUGAAAGAAGCCCACAGGUAUCUCCGGUGGGACAAGACGAUGACAUGGCCGCUAGUAUCAGCUCAGAUGGUAGCAGCAACCCAAAUGCUCCCAAGAAUCUACACACAGUAAGAGUUCAUAUUCCCCAGACGGUGUUUUAUGGGCAAAACACUCCAUUGGUACUACAAUCCAUCUCCAGGAGGUACCACCGUGAAUUGAUGAGCCAACCACCACAAGUGACGAUCCCCCAAAGUGACCUUCUUCUGGAAGACCCAGUGCAGCAGGUAGCAGGCACCAAAAGCCACAGCAAGAAACGCCGCGGCAGCACCUUCAGCCACACUUUUCGCAUCCUCCUUCCGACCUCCAUUCACAACACCGUCCGGGAGUACUUCAGUCACGACAAUCCCAAGAGCUACUGUUCUGCGGAUGCAGGUGCCCUAGAGAGUGAACUCAUGCAGAGCAGGGCAGGGUGGUUGAGAAGCCAGCCCUGUGCCGGCCCGGCAGCCAAGGAGCAGAAUAACUUGAUGUUGGCAGAAGAGACGUUUGUCUAG
Euleptes europaea (tarantolino) is the source of this 3303-nucleotide messenger RNA. RefSeq names its product rho GTPase-activating protein 20-like. Gene Ontology annotation, biological process: signal transduction; regulation of Rho protein signal transduction. The record is from RefSeq and is a predicted model, not a curated record. Gene Ontology annotation, molecular function: GTPase activator activity. Lineage: Eukaryota; Metazoa; Chordata; Lepidosauria; Squamata; Sphaerodactylidae. The coding region runs from base 1 to 3303 and encodes 1100 amino acids. The transcript has 14 exons.